Messenger RNA from Acanthamoeba castellanii str. Neff, 1353 nucleotides. Its product is annotated as calponin domain containing protein. The record is from RefSeq and is a predicted model, not a curated record. The transcript is spliced from 5 exons. The coding region runs from base 1 to 1353 and encodes 450 amino acids. NCBI's taxonomy places the organism in Eukaryota, Discosea, Longamoebia, Acanthamoebidae. Gene Ontology annotation, molecular function: protein binding.
AUGGCCGAUUACUCGCACUACGAAUCCCUCGCCAAGAACUGGAUCGGCAGCAUCACCAAGCAGCCCGUCAACGACUUCGAAGCCGAUCUCAAGAGCGGCGUCGUCCUCUGCAACCUUGUCAAUGGCAUUCGCCCCAACACCAUCCUCAAGAUCAACACCUACAACGCCGCCUACCGUCAAAUGGAAAACAUCGACAACUUCCUGAAGGUUGUGGAGAAGCUGGGCGUGCCCGCCGGCGACAAGUUCCAGACUGAGGAUCUCUUCUACGGCAACAACAUCGCCAAGGUGGUCCUCACCGUCCUCUCGUUCGCCAACGCCAUCCAGGGCCAGUUCAGCGCCCCCGCCGUUGACACCUCCGGACUGGACAACCUGAGGCAGAUCGCUUCGUCGGCUCAGAAGGAGGGUCGCCAGAGGGAGAAGACCAGCGGUCUCUCGCUCCUCGAGGAGGGUGCCAAGAAGGCGCAGGUGCAGGCCUCGGCGGCGUCGAGGACUGCCGACAAGCUCAUCCAGAGCCGCGAGAAGUCGGUCGACACCUCGGGUUCGCUGGGCCUGAUCGAGAGCGGCCAGAAGGAGAAGCAGGCCAUGAUCUCUGAUGCCAAGCGCUCGGGCACCGACAACAUCAUCAUGAGCAGGGAGAAGGCUCAGGCCACCGCCGAGCUGGGCUUCAUCGAUUCGCAGCACAAGGGCCACCAGGCCAUGAUCUCCGACGCCAAGCGCUCUGGCACCGACAACAUCAUCAUGAGCAGGGAGAAGGCUCAGGCCACCGCCGAGCUGGGCUUCAUCGACUCGCAGCACAAGGGCCACCAGGCCAUGAUCUCCGAUGCCAAGCGCGCCGCCACCGACUCGAUCAUCAAGAGCACUGAGAAGGCCCAGGCCAGCGCCGAGCUCGGCCUGAUCGAGAGCGGCCAGGUCCAGAAGCAGCAGAUGAUCUCCGACGCCAAGCGUUCGGGCACCGACAACAUCAUCAUGAGCAGGGAGAAGGCUCAGGCCACCGCCGACCUCGGCUUCAUCGACUCGCAGCACAAGGAGCACCAGCAGAUGAUCUCCGACGCCAAGCGCUCGGGCACCGACAACAUCAUCAAGAGCAGGGAGCAGGCCCAGGCCACCGCCGAGCUGGGCUUCAUCGAUUCGCAGCACAAGGAGCACCAGCAGAUGAUCUCCGAUGCCAAGAGGCCCGGCACCGACAACAUCAUCAAGAGCAGGGAGCAGGCUCAGGCCACCGCCGAGCUGGGUUUCAUCGACUCGCAGCACAAGGAUCACCAGGCCAACAUCUCCGACGCCAAGAAGACCCAGCUCGACCAGAUCGUCAGGCAGCCCGUCGGCGGCGGCGGCGACGACUCUGUCAACCUCUAA